CGACAAACAGCCUUCGGAUAUGAGUUACCCUUGAUCUUACGGUCUCGAAGGAGAAAAUAGAGCUCAAUUCGCCCUUUGAACAAGCUCAAACGAGCGAUUUCUUCUCGGGCGCGCGCAGAAAAUCGAGAGAGAGAGAGAGAGAGAGAGAGAGAGAGAGAGAGAGAGAGAGAGAGAGAGAGAGAGAGAGAGAGAGAGAGAGAGAGAGAGAGAGAGAGAGAGAAUGGCAGAGACGCCGUCGUUGCCGUCGUUCUCAUCGAGGUUCAGGAGGAUCUGCGUGUUCUGCGGAAGCAGCUCAGGGAAGAAAUCCAGCUAUCAGGAAGCCGCUAUCCAACUGGGACAAGAACUGGUGGAGAGAAGGAUUGAUUUGGUGUAUGGAGGUGGGAGCGUGGGAUUGAUGGGUCUUGUUUCUCAGGCUGUUCAUGAUGGUGGGCGCCAUGUUCUAGGGGUAAUUCCGAGGACUCUUAUGCCAAGAGAGAUAGCUGGUGAUACUGUUGGGGAAUUAAGGACUGUGUCCGACAUGCACCAAAGGAAAGCCGAAAUGGCCCGUCAAGCCGAUGCAUUCAUCGCCCUUCCAGGUGGCUACGGGACCCUUGAGGAGUUGCUUGAAGUCAUUACCUGGGCUCAGCUCGGCAUUCACCGCAAGCCCGUGGGUCUUUUGAAUGUGGAUGGGUACUACAAUUCUCUGUUGUCUUUCAUGGACAAGGCCGUUGACGAAGGCUUCAUCUCGCCCAGCGCGCGUCGCAUCAUUGUGUCCGCUCCGAACGCGAAAGAAUUGGUCAGGCUGCUCGAGGUAUACGUCCCGCAAUGCGAAGACGUGACGUCCAAUCUCGUGUGGGAUGAGGUGGACAGGCUGAGUUACGUGCCUGAAUCGAGCGUCACCACGUGACGAGACAAGUGCUAACUAUUGUUUACUCCGAAGAAGUAAAUAU
Rhodamnia argentea is the source of this 929-nucleotide messenger RNA. RefSeq names its product cytokinin riboside 5'-monophosphate phosphoribohydrolase LOG7. NCBI's taxonomy places the organism in Eukaryota, Viridiplantae, Streptophyta, Magnoliopsida, Myrtales, Myrtaceae. Bases 221 to 886 code for a protein of 221 amino acids. Gene Ontology annotation, molecular function: hydrolase activity, hydrolyzing N-glycosyl compounds. The record is from RefSeq and is a predicted model, not a curated record. Gene Ontology annotation, cellular component: nucleus; cytosol. Gene Ontology annotation, biological process: cytokinin biosynthetic process. The transcript is spliced from 8 exons.